GUUCAGUUCAGAAGUUUUCUAUGAUCAUGAUCGUGAGCUAAUAUCAACUGAAUAGCAACAAAUUUAUUUCAUGUUGAUGAAAUUAUUUCUGAGAAAAGAGAGAGGUUAAUUUGAAAGCAUCCGUUUUAAGAAAUUGAUUUUUCAUGGAUGGAUUGGCUGAAGCACUAGUUGACAGACCAAUACUGGGGAGUGAUGUUCGUGGGAAACGGCGCGGCCACCGAUUCUUCAGCGGGACAUACCUGCCUCAUCAUAGAAACAUGAAUAUAUUUUUCAAAAGAAGAUUCAUCAGACGAAUAUGCUUCGGGACGUUCAUAUUCGCCCUGGUUUGUUUCCUCUUCGUCUUCGUAGUCGUCCCUUUUAUAUUUCGUUAUUCUUAUGACAUGCAGCGUGGGCUGCUGUUUCUCACAUUUGUAAGGGUGCCCAAUGUAGACUACAACAAGCCUUCAAACCUAGGAUUGGUUGGGGCAAGAAACUUACAGCUCAAGACAAAAGAUGGUCUUAAAAUUGGCGUAUGGCAUACGUUGCCUGUGAAGCAUCAGUUAGUAGCAGCAGCUGGCCAAUGGCUGACUGGCAAAGACCCGAGUGAUCAGUACAAUGAUUGGUUGAGGACUGAGACUACGAUUAUCUACUGUCACGGCAAUGCUGGGACUAGAGCUUCAGACCACAGAGUUCGACUCUACCAGAUACUCAACCAGAUGAACUAUCAUGUCAUUGCCUUCGACUAUAGAGGCUAUGCAGACUCCACCAGAGUACCCACGGGGGAGGAAGGUGUUGUGGAAGAUGCCAAGACAGUCAUAUCAUGGGUGUUGGACAGAGCUACGUCAGGCCAGGUCUUUGUGUGGGGGCACUCCCUGGGCACUGCGAUUGCUUCACACGCUCUAGCAGAACUAGAGGCUGAAGGUAGACAAGUGCCAGGACUGAUACUAGAGGCACCUUUCAACAACCUGUCUGACGAGAUCAGAGAAUACCCUAUAUGUCAGUUGUUCACAUGGCUGCCCUGGUUCGACUUCUUCUUCGUAGAUCCAGUGUUUGACAACAGACUGAGGUUCCAGAGUGAUGUGAACCUGCGGAAUGUCUCUGCACCAAUAUUGUUUCUCCACGCUGAAGAUGACAUGGUGGUUCCUUACAAGCUCGGAAAGAAGUUGUACAACGCCGUAAUGGGAUACCGCAAAGAUGACAAGACUGUUACAGAAUUUGUUACAUUCGAGUACAAAAUGGGACACGGACACAAAUUCAUCUAUAGAGACAAGAGAUUACCUUCCAUUCUCAGAAAGUUUAUCGACACAAAUCAGCAAAGAAAUCAAACAAAGGUUCGAUGAAGACACGUAGCAUAGUUUAGUUUUAAGAUCUUGUACAGAGCUCUCUUUACAACUGUAGGCAGCUGUUUUGGUGUUUCACCAAUUUUUUGUUUGUGCAGUAUUUUUUUACGAUUGUAUGUAUUUUUAAAUAAAACUGUGUGCGGACAACA
Molecule: messenger RNA, 1468 nt
Organism: Macrosteles quadrilineatus (aster leafhopper)
Lineage: Eukaryota; Metazoa; Arthropoda; Insecta; Hemiptera; Cicadellidae
Product: lysophosphatidylserine lipase ABHD12-like
Exons: 10
Coding region: 144-1319 (391 amino acids)
Biological process (GO): phosphatidylserine catabolic process; monoacylglycerol catabolic process
Cellular component (GO): endoplasmic reticulum membrane
Molecular function (GO): phosphatidylcholine lysophospholipase A1 activity; monoacylglycerol lipase activity
Source: RefSeq, a predicted model, not a curated record